Molecule: messenger RNA, 2049 nt
Organism: Egretta garzetta (little egret)
Lineage: Eukaryota; Metazoa; Chordata; Aves; Pelecaniformes; Ardeidae
Gene: SPARCL1
Product: SPARC like 1
Exons: 10
Coding region: 1-2049 (682 amino acids)
Biological process (GO): anatomical structure development
Molecular function (GO): protein binding; calcium ion binding; extracellular matrix binding
Source: RefSeq, a predicted model, not a curated record
AUGAAGGCUGUAGCUCUCUUCAUUUGUCUGAUAGGAUCAGCUUUUGCUAUUCCAACCCAUUCCUUAAACUACAAACUUGGAACCCAUGGACAGAAAACUCCAGAAAAGACCAAAGGUAUUAAUCCUGAUACCCCAAAGGAAAAGAAUGCCCCAUAUGUAGACAAGGGUGAUUUGCUGCCCAGUCACAAAAACCUAAACCCACAGGUAUCAGUACCAGAUGCUGAGCACAGGGAUGAGCCCCAGCCCACUAGAAAACAAGAGAGAACUGGUAGCGAGCAUCAAGUGAAAAAUAGCUUAAAAAGCAUCAAAUUCCUUGCACUGCACAAUAAACCAGGUUUGGCUUCUGAUAACGAGGACAGUGACUCUGGAAGCAGCAGCAGAGACCAGUCCAGCUCUGAGCAUUCUCAGUUCAGGAGUCAUGAGAAACACAGCAAUAUGGCCAAUCAACAUGUUCUGGGCAAUGCAGAAAAUUCAGCAGAUGCCCUCAGUCUUGAUCAUGAGCAUAACACACAGAAAUAUAAUAAAAAUACCAUUGGCAUAUCUGAAAAAAGCAGUGAAAGUGAUGAAGAAGAAGGUGUGGAAGAAAAGGAUGAUGAAUGGGGUGAAGGAACUGAUUACAGAGAUACAAAGCAGAAAAGCCACCAGACCAAUCAAGGUAAUCAACACAAAAGACAGCAAAAUGAAAACAGCAUGCAAUCUGAUGAAAUCCUGAGAGAUUCCAGUCAGCCAAUACAGAUAACCAAGAGACAGGGUGAGAAAUUUGACCUGGAGGAAGAAGAGAGGGAGAACAGUCAGAAGCAGCCCUAUAAAGAAAUUCCUCUCUCAAAAAAAACCCACAGUGAAGAUCAGGAUGACAACUGGCAAAGCAAAGAGAAGAAAAACAAUGUUCAGCUAACCUAUCAGAGUGAUCACACAGUGGUAAAAAGACAAGAUACGGAGGACAGUAAUGUUGAUGAUUAUGAUCAUGACAGUGGUGGUGUUGAUGGCAAGGAAGAUCUCAGCAAUACCUGGAAAGAAGCAGCUUACGAGAAAGAGGAGAGAAUCCAGCAUAACAACCAGGAAAGCACCGGUACCGAGCACAAUGGGGAAGGAACCACCAAAGAGGACACUGCAGUUCAUAGAGAGACCGAGGAUUACCAGGAUGUCAAGAUUAAAGACCUUAUUGACUCCGAACAAGAUUAUUAUGGUCAUGAACAACCUAAUUCUGACAGUGAGCAACAACUGGAAACGAGUAGCUCUGUUCAGAGCAUAAAUUCAAUGGAAAGCGAAGAUAAGGUUAAGACUACAGGCAGUUUCUACAGUGUGAUGGAAAGUGCAAGCAACAGAAGUGAGAAUGCUCUCCUGGACCUAUGUAGGAACUUCCACUGCAAAAGAGGUAAAGUCUGCCAUGCGGACAAACAAGGAAAACCUGGCUGUAUUUGCCAAGAUCCUGCUGCUUGCCCUUCCACCAAGGACUAUGAGCAUGUUUGUGGUACCGAUAAUAAGACUUAUGAUGGCACAUGUCAACUCUUUGGCACCAAAUGUCAACUUGAAGGGACAAAAAUGGGACACCAGCUGCACCUAGACUAUAUCGGCUCAUGCAAAUAUAUCCCCCACUGUACUGAUUAUGAAGUGGAUCAGUUCCCCCUCCGGAUGCGAGACUGGCUCAAAAACAUCCUUAUGCAAUAUUACGAACAUGAUCUGGAUACUUCUGGAUUUCUAACUGAAAAGCAAAGGACUAAGGUCAAAAAAAUCUACCAGAAUGACAAGCGCCUUGCAGCUGGUGACCAUGCAGUUGAGCUGCUCCUGCACGACUUCGAGAAAAAUUAUCUCAUGUAUGUGUAUCCUGUGCACUGGCAGUUUCAUCAGCUUGAUCAGCACCCUGUUGACAGAUUGUUAACACACUCUGAGCUUGCGCCUUUGAGAGCCUCCCUUGUUCCCAUGGAACACUGCAUAACCCGUUUCUUCCAAGAGUGUGAUGGAGACCAAGACAAACUCAUUGCUUUGAAGGAAUGGUGCCACUGCUUUGGGAUUAAGGAAGAAGACAUAAAUGAAAGUCUCCUGUUCUGA